Messenger RNA from Phytophthora sojae, 654 nucleotides. RefSeq lists its product as hypothetical. Lineage: Eukaryota; Oomycota; Peronosporomycetes; Peronosporales; Peronosporaceae. The transcript is spliced from 2 exons. The record is from RefSeq and is a predicted model, not a curated record. The coding region runs from base 1 to 654 and encodes 217 amino acids.
AUGGAAGACGCGAGCAGCAAGGCGCGCAAGUGCAUCAACAACCCCAAGAUGCUGAUCACGUACCUCUGGUUCAGCACCAUGCUGUUCGGCUUCAUGUACGCGAUCGCCGCGAUCGUGGCCGCGGUCAACAACGACGGCGAAGGCGAGAGCGACUCCAAGUCGCUGGGCUUCGUGGGCGUCUGGGCCAUGAUUCUCAUCGUCGCGCUCUCGGUCGGAGGCACGAUGGUCAUGCGCAAGCACCAGACGCCGCUGGCCGUGGGCUUCCUCAUCGGCGUCGUGCUCAUGAUGUCGCUGCAGAUGUUUUCGCUGUCCAUCAUCUUCGCGGGAGCCGCGUACCUGGCCCGCAUUGAGCGUGCGAAGGGUGACGAGCACACCAACGUGCACUCGAACGAGGCUGGCUCCGUCUUCUCCUUCUUCAUGUUCAUUCUCUACGCCGUCUUCGCCAUUGUGCUGGUGCGCCACCGCAACAUUGUCAUCAAGGAGGGCGUCAACCUGGACCCGAACGCCAUCAACAACGACAUUGAGAAGAAUCCGGCUGGAAUGGGCGGCAACACGGCCGCUCCAAGCGCCACCACCACGACGGCCACCUCCCCGCGUGUCAUCCGCACUGACCUGGACGUCCCCAAGCCGCUCGCCCCACCUGUGAGCGUUUAG